Acanthopagrus latus (yellowfin seabream) is the source of this 5078-nucleotide messenger RNA. RefSeq names its product solute carrier family 45 member 3 (gene slc45a3). Gene Ontology annotation, biological process: transmembrane transport. Gene Ontology annotation, cellular component: membrane. Bases 368 to 2080 code for a protein of 570 amino acids. The transcript is spliced from 6 exons. Lineage: Eukaryota; Metazoa; Chordata; Actinopteri; Spariformes; Sparidae. The record is from RefSeq and is a predicted model, not a curated record. Gene Ontology annotation, molecular function: sucrose:proton symporter activity.
CGGAAGUUGUCGCCACCGUCGCCGCUCGCUUCACGGCUCUCGUCACAGCUGGGUGUCUGGCUCUCUGCACAAGUUGAGCAACAGCGGUAUGUCGGUUGGGAGAGAGCAAGUUGCUGCACGGAUUUCCCGGAGCUGCACAUAACUUAAGAUCCAGAAUGCUGAGAAGAGGAUGAAUCCUUCAGGUCAUCUGAGACAUCCGCGUGUCUUUGCCGCUGUCCCUCCCCGACAGCCCUCUCAUCCCACUGGGGCACCAUCUGCCUCCCUACGCUCCCCCCUUCGCACCGGUCCGGGUCCUUCCCCCCUCCCCUGCCCCCAGUAGUCACCAUCCCAGAGGGGAGGAAAGGCGAGCCAGCCAGCCCCUGUAAAUAUGCCUGGAUGGAGGUCUCAGUGGCGUCUCGUCCUGCUGAACUCCCUGACCUGUGGCCUGGAGAUCUGCGUGGCAGCUGGGAUCACAUACGUGCCCCCACUGCUGCUGGAGGCUGGAGUGGAAGAGCGCUACAUGACCAUGGUGCUAGGCAUUGGUCCAGUGCUUGGCCUCUUGUUCAUCCCUCUGAUUGGCUCAGCCAGUGACCACUGCAACAGCAGUUAUGGCAGACGACGGCCAUUCAUCUGGCUGCUGUCUUUAGGAGUCCUUUUGGCGCUUGUCAUCAUUCCCCACGCUGAUGUACUGGCCACACGCUUUGCCUGGGGUGGGCAAACCCUUCAGGUGGGCUUCCUCAUCCUCGGGGUGGGGCUCCUUGACUUUUGUGGACAAGUGUGCUUCACACCUCUGGAAGCCCUUUUGUCGGACCUGUAUCGAGAAGAGGAGGACUGCGGCCAAGCCUUCGCCAUGUUCUCCUUCAUGGUCAGCUUGGGGGGCUGCAUUGGUUAUUUGCUGCCCGCACUUGACUGGAGUCGUGGCCUCCUCUCUGUUUACCUGGGAGGCCAGGCUGAGUGCCUCUUUUUCCUCCUCAUCCUCAUCUUCGUCUCCAGUGUGCUCAUCACCAUGAAGGUGUCUGAGGAGCCCUUGUGCGCCAGCAGUGGCUUGGCCGGGUCAGGAUCGUUACUGGAGACGGGGGCUGGCGCGAUAGAGAGUGGCCGGUACGGCGUGCCGCGCUCCUGCUGCUACCUGCUGAAGUGUAAGCUGAGGCUGCUGAAGUCUGGACCGCUGCUGUGCCUGCUGAGAACAUGCUGGUCCAUGACCCCGGCUAUCUACAGGAGCUACUGCCAUGUCCCGCGGGUGAUGCGGCAGCUGUGUGUGGCUCAGCUCUGCAGCUGGAUGGCUGUCAUGUCUUUCAUGCUUUUCUACACAGACUUUGUGGGGGAAGGCCUGUAUGAGGGCGUGCCCAGCGCAUUACCAGGAAGUGUGUCCAGGCAGAGAUACGACGAAGGUAUCCGUAUGGGAAGUCUGGGCCUGUUCCUGCAGUGUGCUACCUCAACCUUCUUCUCCCUGGUCAUGAGUCGUUUGGUUCGCCACUUUGGCUCACGGUGGGUCUACCUGAGCAGCAUGGUGAGCUUCACACUCUCAGCUUUGGUCAUCUGCCUGUCCAAAAGUGUGGUCCUGGUCACUGUAAUGGCGGCCCUCACUGGCUAUGCGUACGCCACCCUGCAGACCCUGCCCUACACACUCACCUGCCACUACCACAAGGAGAAAGAGGUCUAUAUGCCAAAAAAGAAAACCAAAAGCAUGCAUAAAAAUGGCAUUACAUCCAAGCUGGACUCCGUGUAUUUGACUCCUGUGGAAGAGGAGGCUGGACUGAACCACAAAACAGGGACUCCCAACGGGAAUGCCUUCUUUGGCCAGGACAGUUACGAGUACUACCCCGGUCCACAUGGCCAGAACGGCUCCUCUCACAGCGCUGUCGGCGGUGAACAGGAGGAGGCCGAGUUAGGCUUUGAGAAACGUGGCGUGGGUUUGGACUUUGCCAUUUUGGACAGCACCUUCCUCCUCUCUCAGGUUUUUCCCACCCUCUUCAUGGGCACGAUCGUUCAGUUCGCACAGUCCGUCACUGCCUACAUCGCCUCCUCUGCCAUCUUUGGUGCCGUCGCCAUCUACUUGGCCGGUCACAUCAUCUUUGACCAAAAGGACCUCAAAAGAUGAGACUUGGAUGCAAAAGAUGCAGCAGUGAUGAUUAAUCAAUCAGUCAUUCAGGUUCCUUGGGUGGAACUCAACGAUGCACUACUGUUUCCAGAAUGCCUUGCGCUAUUACUGUGUGUUUGCUCUUGCUUGGGAAAAUGUGUUUCUGUCAGCGUGUGGCAGGUUACAGGCAGAAGGCCAUAAAAGACGUGUUAUCUGCCAAUAAGGUGCAGGUUCCUUAUCAGAGCAGGGCCUGUUAGGCUUUCUGCCACCUGAGGAGUCAACAGCACCUGUUUGCUCGAGUCAGGUGCGGCACUCUGUACUGAGUGUAUUUGAAUCCUAUAGAAAUCUCCCUCCAGAACAUUUGUUGUGACAUCCUUUCUGUCCAUUGUCUUUUUCCUCAGGUACCACAAACAGAUUUACUGUAGAACUCAUCAACCUCAGCUACACAGCUACUAACCUUUUAAGUGUUCUCUUACGGCUUCCCAUUUUCAAAAGUACAGUCUGUUUUUUUUUUACUCAAACAACAUGUCAGAGACAGUUUUGGCUUGUUCAUACUCACCUGCAGCUUUACUAAGCCAGUCCGGGGACUGGUCAUCAUGCCAUUGAGACAGGCCUUUCUUUCUUCAUAAUGGCAGCAUGGAGAGAUUAAUACAACAUACCAAUAUCUACCCCUUCAGAAAAUACAGAAAAUACAGUUACAAGUGGGACCAUUGUCUUGUCCAUCCAGGAUGGAAAAAAAAACACCUAAAGGGGUUGUUCAGUGAAUAAGUAGUGCAACUCCAUAUACCGAUUUAAGGAAAAAAAAAGUGGUGAAAAUAUAUUUGUCUUCUAUUCUCUUCAAGGUGUCUAGCUCCAAAAAUGUGGAUCCUACAUUUCCCAUAAUGCAUCUCUGCAUUACCAUUCAGUAUCAUUCACCUCUACCAUUUAAGUGCCAUCAUCAUCUUUUUUUAAUGUGAUGCCCGCAGUUUGUAAGGUCGUUCUUCUUUCUGAUAUUUCAAAUCCCACACCUAACUCAAGAUAACGCUGAUGACAUCACUUUAUGACAUCAUCAGGGUUAUUCUCUCAGACCCGACAAAGCAGGGGACAUUUAAAUGGACCUUUUAUGUGUGAAAUUGUCGGAACACCCCUUUUAAACUUGCAGCUGCACUCUCCACAUCUAGUGUCAACCAAUAAUUAAUGAACAGUUUUACUGUAAAUAUUUUGUAUACGAAUUUACUGUAUAUCCCUAUGGGAAUUUUAUUAUGCAACCUGUUGAGGUGAGGUUACCAACUGUGGUGGUUCGAGAAUGAAGCUGUUUACUGGAACUGGAAAUAGUGCAUCAAAUGACCUCUGUCUAAAUAAUCAAGAGUAGUCUGGUCGAGUGGGACUGCCCAUCAUGCCCAAUUAUGGUUCUGAUAAGGACGGUCGUCUCAGGGUUGGUUUAAGUAUCCCAUCCAGUCCUUGUGCCACUGAUGAAAACACUUUCUGUUCUGCCUAAUCCUACAUGUUGUCCUGUAUUCUCAAAUGACAAUCUAGGACAUCCAGAUGGGCCCGUUAUAUAAUGUAAGCAUGUAGGGCGAUGUCUGAUUGAAUCCCACUUCAUAGCACCCAUUCCUGAAAGACCAAAAAAGCAAACAAACUGUAAUGCAGCAACUGGAAAUAUUUGGUUACUGAAAAAGAUGCGAGAGUAGGCAAUGUAUAUGGUGGGCUGAAGGAUAAGGAGCCGAAUUGAGGUGCGUGUGUGUGUGUGCGACUGUGUGUGUACAUGGAGGACAGACGGUGUGAAAGUAUGAGUAAUAUAUAAGUGUAAGGCUAAAGAAAAUGGUGUGCUGUUCUUUCUCAUUGCUUACGACUUCAGCCCGGCCCGUACGAUGCUGUAUGUCACGACGUACUGUGGCUUUCAGUUGAGCUUUUCAAAUUGUCCGGUUGUUGUAAACACCGGCAAGAGAGCGCAUUUCGUCUCCAGGCUGCGUGAUCCUACACGAGGGGUUGAUGAAUUGGGUUCCGCAGAUACAAAUAGCCCCUGAAGGAUCUUAUUGCCUGAGGCGUGCUCAGCGUGAGACAAGUAAAAAAGAAGGCAAAGGAUUUGUCUGUCACGCAGACACUGCUGCAGAGUCAAUCGUUCAAGCAACCCAAUUAUCCUACUUACCCCUGAAAUGCACAGGAAAAUAUUGGUCUGGCUGUAGCUUAAGUGUCAGGAAAGAAAAAAAAAAAAAAAAAGAAAGAUGUUUUACAAGUGCCUGUACAUUUUUCAACACCCCCCCCCCCCCCCCCCCCCCCCUUUUUUUGUACAUAUGUAUUUAUUUAUGCUUUUAUUACAAAAUAGCACGUAUUAAACUAUUGGCCUCUUUGCCAUCUUUCCGAGAUGCAAGGGUGAAGGCUGCCUCUGUGAAAAAGAUAAAUUAUUUGUAUAGAUGUGGUAUAGAAGCAUCAUCAAAGCUAUAAUUUAUUUAACAUUACCCACUUUAUCCUGAAGCUUCGAUAACGUCACAGAACCUUUAGCUGCUGUAUCGAACCAGCUGCAGGUGAGAAUACCCAAAAUGAUCUGAAGUCGCCCCUUUGGUCACCAUCCGUGCAGCCUGGACUGAGAUGCUCUGUAGGUUGUUCUUUUUUUUUUUUGUCAGGUGUGAAUAAGAAACCUCAUCACUUUAUCAACACUGCUUUAUCUGGGUCUUGUAUAACCACUUGUUUCUUAUCAGAGAUCUGUUUUUAUUGUUACGCUUAGCAGAUAAACACUGCAGUUAUGCUUGACUGGAUGACUCGUUUUCAGUCCCUGUUGCUCUCAACCAAAUGUCCUUUUUUCACUUUAGAGAAGAAGAAGAAGAAAAAAAAGUGCCAAUGGUCCGAUCAUUUUGAGGCCAGAAGUCGUGUUCUGAUGUGAUUGUUCAGGUUUUUGAUUCAUACGUGUCUUUUGUGAUUAAUGCAUUCAGCCAUAACAAAAAGUCCCAUUUCUUUUUCAUUGUACAUCCAUCAGAUUGUUUCUAAAUAUGCAGUUACCAAAUAGAUUUUAUACAUAAUAAAAGAACUGCAUUGUUAAUGA